This is a messenger RNA of Neltuma alba, 990 nucleotides long. Its product is annotated as GTP-binding protein SAR1A. NCBI's taxonomy places the organism in Eukaryota, Viridiplantae, Streptophyta, Magnoliopsida, Fabales, Fabaceae. Gene Ontology annotation, biological process: intracellular protein transport. Gene Ontology annotation, molecular function: GTP binding; GTPase activity. The record is from RefSeq and is a predicted model, not a curated record. The transcript is spliced from 3 exons. The coding region runs from base 187 to 768 and encodes 193 amino acids.
UCACGCGAUUUCUUUAUUUCUCGCUCGUUCAUUUUCUUGGUGUCUCUGGUGAUUCUUUGUUACUUUUGGUCUCUCUCGGAUCUUUUUAUAUAUCAUUCGUCUUCGCAUCGCUGAUUGCAUUUUCAGCGAUCUCUUCUUCGGGAUUUUUGCUUUCGGCGGAACGCCGUACGGUUUUUCCGAGAGAAUAUGUUUCUUAUUGAUUGGUUCUAUGGGAUUCUGGCAUCCCUGGGUCUCUGGCAAAAGGAGGCGAAGAUCCUAUUUCUAGGGCUAGAUAAUGCUGGGAAGACUACUUUACUUCACAUGCUGAAAGACGAGAGAUUAGUCCAACAUCAACCUACACAGUAUCCUACUUCGGAGGAGUUGAGCAUCGGGAAGAUAAAAUUUAAGGCCUUUGACUUAGGUGGCCACCAAAUCGCCCGCAGAGUCUGGAAGGACUAUUACGCUCAGGUGGAUGCCGUAGUCUACCUCGUUGAUGCAUAUGAUAAGGAGAGACUUGCGGAAUCAAAGAGGGAGCUAGAUGCUCUUCUUUCUGAUGAGUCGCUAGCAAAUGUGCCUUUCCUUGUCUUGGGGAACAAGAUUGACUUACCUUAUGCUGCUUCUGAAGAUGAGCUGCGAUAUCAUAUGGGCCUGACUAGCUUCACUACGGGCAAGGGCAAGGUCAAUCUGGCUGACUCUAAUGUUCGUCCUCUAGAAGUGUUCAUGUGCAGUAUUGUCCGCAAGAUGGGAUACGGCGAAGGCUUCAGGUGGCUCUCUCAGUACAUCAAAUGAGGCAGGUGAAUAGACAUUUAAGUGCGGUCGUAGUUUUGGAUCAUCAUCCUGCUGAUGUGUUCACAUUAGUACUGUAAUUUUUAGACGUGGCUGCCCAUGUAAAUUGGAUACUUAAUUGUAGCUAUACGGGCUUUCGGGCGGGGUCAAUGUGCUUGUGUGCCUGUACUGUACUGGUUGCUAAAAUUGCACAAUUAAUAAAGCGGGUUUUUUUUUUUUUUUAAA